Molecule: messenger RNA, 612 nt
Organism: Salvia splendens (bonfire salvia)
Lineage: Eukaryota; Viridiplantae; Streptophyta; Magnoliopsida; Lamiales; Lamiaceae
Exons: 2
Coding region: 1-612 (203 amino acids)
Source: RefSeq, a predicted model, not a curated record
AUGGCCACUCAUCUGAAGAAUGUUGACAUACAGAUCAGCCAGAUUUCCCGAACUGUGAGUGCUAAUACUCAACCGGGAAAGUUUCCAUCAAAUACUAUCAUCAAUCCCAAUGACUGCAAAGCUAUACAUCUGAGGAGUGGAACAAGCUAUGAGGGACCUCCAAUGCCAUCCGAAAAUGAGGAUAGAGUAGCAGAAAAGAGAGCUGAAGAGAAGGAAUUGGUCGAAGAAAAUGAGACUGUGCAGAUUUCUACUCCACGUACACGGCUACACAUUCACCUACACCACCUACAGCUCAUACUCCAGCUGAAGAAGGUUAACUUGAAUAUCCCAUUGGUGGAGGCACUUCAAGAAAUGCCUACAUAUGCAAAGUUCCUAAAAGAUGUGCUCUCCAAGAAGAAGAGGUGGACUGACUAUGAGACGGUGAACAUAUAUGAAAACUGUAGUGCCAUAAUUCAGAAAAAGCUACCGACCAAGCUUAAAGAUCCUGACAGUUUCAACAUCUCAUGCGUCAUUGGAAAUGACAAACAGACAAAGGCACUUUGUGAUCUGGGGGCGAGCAUAAAUUUGAUGCCAUUAUCGUUUUUCCGAAAGAUGAAGAUCGGCACUCUCUAG